Thalassophryne amazonica is the source of this 2001-nucleotide messenger RNA. RefSeq names its product C-type lectin domain family 3, member Ba (gene clec3ba). Lineage: Eukaryota; Metazoa; Chordata; Actinopteri; Batrachoidiformes; Batrachoididae. The transcript has 3 exons. Bases 224 to 820 code for a protein of 198 amino acids. The record is from RefSeq and is a predicted model, not a curated record.
CAUGUCACGAUUGCAUCAGUGUUAUUAAAGGUUUCUCUUUGCUACGAAUGGGUGUGAAACAUCUGGAAGACAUUUGUUCUGUUUGACAGAUUUCUUCAUUCUGCAGUGAAACAUCAGUGUGGGUCUGUCCAACCCUCACAGCGAGUCAGCGACACAUCGCUCUGUGGUCCACGCUCACUAACACCACCACAACGUGGAUUUAAAGCUUUUUUUUUAGUUUAUUAUGGAGCCUAAGGGUGUCUGCUUGGUGCUUUUUAUCUUUCUGCUGGUAAACAACACCGUCCAGCAGAAUCCACCAAAGAAAAGAAACAGCAAGAAAGAGAGUGCAAACAGUGCUGCCAUCGAGGAACUCAAAAAACAGAUUCAAGACAUUGUUCAAGAGGUGAAUCUGUUGAAAGAGAUGCAAGCUUUACAAACAGUUUGUUUGAGAGGCAUCAAGAUCCUUGGCAAGUGUUUUCUUGCUGAUCCAGUGAAGAAGAACUUCCAUACAGCCAGUGAAGACUGCAACGCCAAAGGAGGCAGUCUGAGUACCCCGGCAACAGGAGACGAAAACGACCAGCUCUACAGCUACGUACGCAUGAGCAUCGGCCCCGAAGAGCCUAUCUGGCUCGGCAUCAACGACAUCGUAACUGAAGGCCAGUGGCUGGACCAGUCAGGAUCCAACGUGCGCUUCAAGAACUGGGAGACCGAGAUUACCCUGCAGCCAGACGGAGGGCGCGGUCAGAACUGCGCCAUGCUCUCCACCACAGCUAACGGGAAGUGGUUUGAUGAGAGCUGCCGUGUUGAAAAGGCCUCCGUGUGCGAAUUCAGUAUCGUCUGAGUGCAUGUUCUGCUUUUCCAUCUCUGACAUAAACAGCGCACUGUGCACGUCAAUGCUCACACCAACAGCUGCUUGCAGGGAAAUGUAUAACAUUUGAAUGCUCUCAGGUACAUAUGCAAUGCAUUUCAAAGUCAUGCUACAUUUUUCUCUUAGCAGUUAGCUCACUUUUUGUAGACCAAGCUGUUCAGAAUAUGAUGCUGUAUAAGCUAAACCUUAGGGAACAUGAGAAAUGACACACAGGUGGAGCGAUAAACGCAGAAUUCUCUCCACCAAUGUGCAAGUGAUGGUUGGAUGUUACGUGUUCAUCGACUGCUUGUCUGAAAGUCCCAACACCUCAAUAAGUAGUGGACAUUUCAGUGACAUUUUGGGACGAGAUGGUACUUGUCAGUAAUGUGCACUGCUCAGCUAACAGCUAAUUAGCAAAGGUAGCUUUUUCAUUAGCACUUCAGCUUUUCAGCUAACUUUGAAAGCCAUUAGCAAAGUAGUUAGCUUAUCCUAAAUGUAGUUCUGCUAACUUUGUCAACUUUUUUUUUUUUUUGUUUAAUAGUCAAAAACACUUGCACAUCUUAAUAUGUUUGCUCCAAUUGUUGCUUAUACACUGCUCCAACAAGGGAAAAUGACACAGGUUGUGAAGGGUGCAACAGAGGUCAAGACCGAGUAAAUAAAUGACUUCAGAGUCCCAGCAUCCUGAGUGAUUCUGAUGGCAUUCUGACAUGGACUUGCACGAAGAGUUGAUGUUACCUCAGUUAUUGGGAAAUUAAGGACCUUAUGGAAAGGGAAUAUCGAUUGCACGUAACCUGGCUGUGAUCAGUCCUGGGAUUUUAAAGAAGGGAAAUAAAAAUCGAUAUUUGAAUGCUUUCAGUGACCACAUACAUACUGGUUUGUGUUUCUUUUCCUCGUGUAUGACAAGCAUUUACACCAUUUUUGUUAUUUACAACCAGCAAAUCCAACUGGCACCACUCCAAGCAUGCAGGGAAUGAUGGGACCCUGAAAGGCUCUAUGGAAUCAUCGUUUGUGUCUAGCACACUUAAUGUUUAAGGGUGUUUCAACUAUAAACACUUCAGUAUUUAGAAGUAUACUAUGUGUCAGUUUGUCAUUUCCAUUCAAUGGAAGAUAAGGGCCUAAUCUGAGGAUCUUUGACAUUCCUGGUGGCAGGAAGCUACAGGUGUUAUUAGUCUGUU